Molecule: messenger RNA, 4833 nt
Organism: Prorocentrum cordatum
Lineage: Eukaryota; Dinophyceae; Prorocentrales; Prorocentraceae
Source: the annotation of a GenBank genome assembly
AUGGUGGCAAACGGCAAGCGCGACAAGGAUUUCUUUGAGAAGCUAGAUGGCAAAACUCUGGACCAGCUGGACGGCGCCAGAAAUGCUACGAUGAGCGUGGACGACGUAGACUGGGAGGACCUGAGCACACAGCUCUACUAUAUGCUGGCGCUCGCGAUGCCAGAAGACUCAGCGGGUGAGGCCAUCAUGCGGUUUGUGACGAACGCGGACGUAGCCAACGAGAUCGAGAAACUGGACCUGGAGAUCAGCAAGUAUGGAAAGGCCGCCGGGGAGCAGCUGACCGACAACAUCAAGAAGGGGAUCUUGCUCGGUGCGCUCCAGAACGAACGCGACCUGCAGAAGCACGUCUUCCGCAACCUGCGGACACUCGUCACCUACUUCGACGCGGAGAAUAGGGUCCUGAGCGCCCUGAAACCCCAACGCAGCUUUGACGACGACGCGAUGGAGAUCGGUGCGCUGACGGGAAUGCCGAAGGGAAAGAAGGCAAAGGACGACUGCCGCAAGUUCAGGCGGGAGAAUGAGGCCGAAGCGGAAGCAAAUAAUAAGGCCAAGGAUGAGAAGAAGCAGCGUCGUGCCGUGGCAGCGGCGCUGGUCGCAGGUGGUGGCGCGGCCCUUGCGGGACUUCCUCCUGGGUGCGACGGCGCAGGCCAGCGCUCGCAGCACUUCGCGCACCGCGCGGUGCACGGGGAGCCGCAGCAGCACGUCCGGGAUUCAUCGGGAGCAGCAUCGACAGCGAGCACGACCCCGACGGCGCCGACGGGCACGCGCGGGAUCAACGGCCUCCUUGCAGAGCAGGACACGAUCAAGCCGAAGUACAUCUUCGCCCUGAUGGCGGAGCACUCGAGGCCGAGGGCGAGGUCGGCGGAGCCCAGUGGAUCAAGGCGCAGCGAGAGCAGCGAGAGUGUUUGUGUCUCAGACAUCCGCGGGGUCAGAGGGGUCACGAUAGACUCUGGGGCCCAGGUCACAGCGUUCCCUUGCGACAUGCUGAAGGGCAAGGACUACGUGCUCGCCAAGUCGGGGAUCUCCAAGCUGCGGGCCAUCGACGGCGCGAAGGUGCAGCGCUACGGCGAGACGGGCGUUCGGCUGAACACGGGGCAGGGCAAGUCGGUGAUCCACUCGCCCCUGGGAGAUUGGAUUGUGGACAGCCCGAUCUCACCUCCAGCAUCGGCGAACCAGAUCAAGCUGAGGAAGGAUCGCGGAACGUGCUACCUGGAGUACGACGAGAUGCUGGGCGACUCCUCCGAGGGCAAGCGGGCGGCGCGCACGGCGAGCAUCGGUGAGCUGGACGAGAGCAUCAGCGGGCUGGGCGGGGUCGGUGGCGAGCAGCUGGGUGAUGGGCUGUACCUCAACUGCGACGCGCAGGGCCCUGCGGGCGCGCCCCGCGUGGUGAGCGCGAAGUCGAGAAGCGACGACGAGCACCCAGUCGUGCAGAUGGACUUCUUCUACGUGGCCACCGACGAGAUAGCUCGGAAGCUGGAUCACACGGAGCGCGGGGAGCUACCCGCGAUCCUGAACGCCGCGGGCUCCAGGUCCAACGCCUCAGGCACGCUCUUCGGCUCCAAGCACAUGGGAGACUACAAGGCGCACUUCGUGGCUAAACUCAUCGACAGCUGGGGCCACGCGACGGUUAUUCCGCUCGCGGACGGCGGGAAUGCGAUUGUCGCUCUGGCGCAGCAGGCGAAGAAGCUCAGGCAAGCAGCGGAGCAGCUGCGAGACCUACUCCGCACGUUGCGAUUUGCACUCGAGACCAAGCUAGGCUGCAAGCUCGAGCUCUCGGACUCCAUCCUCGCCUUCCCCGCCAGCACGAUCGGCCGGUGCAUCGCGAGGUUCCUGCCGAGAAGCCACGGGGGAUCACGCUGCAAGUUCCUCUUCGGCCGCGAGCACGCGGGCGAGGUGGCGGAGGUCGGCGAGCAGGUGCGGCGCCGCGUCGCGGCCCUAGUCGCAGCGGGCCAGGGCAAGUUCGAGGCGCGCUUCGCGAAGGGCAUCUGGGUAGGCAAGUCGGAGUUCGACGACCAGCACCUGGCGGUCGACCUGCAGCGCGGCCUCUUGGAGGUCCGCUCGGCCCGCCGCAUGCCCCAGGAGUUCCGCUGGAACGCUGAGCUCGCGAAGCAGAUCGACGCGGCACCUUCGGCCCCUGUGCCCGAGCGGGCGGGGUCAAGUAUCAGGAAGUCUAUGUAUAUUGCCGAGAUUAUGUUGAGCACCUACGGCCCGACGGGCAACUGCCCGAAGUGCAGCUACGGACGGGGCCAGCGCAGCGAGCAGCGCAGGCAGCGAUUCAAUGCCAUCGCGCAGGAGAGGCUCGAGGCGAAGCUCGCGGAGGAGGCCAGGGGCGGGGCGGCCCUGGGCACUCCAGCGGCGCCAGGGCCAGCGCCACAGGCCCCCCCACGGGUGCCUGCCGGCGCGCAGGCGACGGCCUCGAGUCCAGCGGCAGCGGCAUCCUCGACGCCACCCACGCCAGCCGCGGCGCCCGCGACCCCAGGGAUGGACACGAGCGCGCCCAAGGCACUGGUGCGCGACCCUGCGGCGGACAGCUCAGAGCCGAACAAACGACAGAGGGUCGGCGCGCUGGUGCAGGCCCCUGUGGUCGUGGUCAUCGCGGGCCCCUCAGUCUGUGAGCUGGUGGUCUGCGCGGAGGCGCGCGUGGGCCGCUGUGCUUACCGACGCGACCACGCUGGGCAGUGUGCGCGCAGGAGAUGCCUCAUCGGCUGCGCCAAGAAGCUCAACCCAGACGCCGAGGUCGUGGCGAGCCUGUGCGCGUUAUGGUCGAGACGUAUGACGCGCGAGCAGCCCGACUGGGGCCUCGACCCGAAUUCGCCCGAGCCGACGGUGGAGAUCCACUACGACUACUACACGGGCGACCCCCUCGACGAGGAGAAGUACCAGAAGGGCAAGGCAGACGAGCUCCAGGCAAUGGCCGAGCACGGCGUCUACCGCAAGAUCCGCAUCGCGGAAUGCGAGCCUGGUGGCAAGCACGUCGGGGGCUUCCCCGUCGCGCACGACAAGGCUGGCGAGGUGCGCUGGCGCUUCGUGGCAACGGAGGUGACCCACCAGCACCGCGAGGACAACCACCAGGGCACACCACCACUCGCGAUGAUCCGCGCGAUUCUCAGCUUGGCGGCCAGCAAGCCAGACAGCGACGGACAGCACAGACGGUGCAUCCGCAUCUCGGACGUUCGCAAGGCGUUCUUCAACAGCGACCUGACCGAGAAGAUCUACGUCCACCCAGGCAGCGAGCUGCGCGAGCGCGGCUACGGCACUGUACGGGGCCCGCCUGGCCAGUCAGCUGUGGGGUGCGCCCCUGGCAUGUUGUACUUCGCCAACCCCUGCAGCGACGGCAACGACGCCACGAUGGGGGUCCACGGCGACGACUUCAUCGCGGAAGGCCACGUCGGGACGCUUGACCAGCUGGUUGACGUCCUGAGCGUGGAGUACGGGAUCACCUCAUCGCCGCCGCUGGGGCCUGGACACCCUGGAGUUGCCCGCUACCUGAAGCGCGUCUGCGGGUAUGUCGACCAGCUGCCCGAGACGAGGCUGCCAGGCUUCUUCUGGCACGCGGACCCGAAGCACGUGACGGAGAUCGUCAAGUUCGGGCCCGAGGAGGGAGCCGAGGCGGUCGACACGCCAGGCACCAAGGCGAUCGGGGCACAGCUACGCAAUGGAACGGACCCGGUCUCGCGCGCGGACCGGCCCGACAUCAUGUUCGUGAGCAAGACCAUCAUGCAGGACGUGAGCAGGCCGAACAACCAGAUGAAUGCGAGGCUCAUACGACUGGCCCGAUACCUCGAGGGACACCAGGUCCUAGUCUGGUGCUACGAGCUGCAAGACCUGCCGAGCACCCUGAGGGCCGACGGCGACGCAGACUGGGCGGCUCCGACGGCAGUGGCACGUAAGAGCACAUCUGGCGGCACGGUCAGAUUCGGCAGUCACACCUGGGAGUGCUACUCGACCAGCCAGGCCACCCAGGCUCUCAGCAGUGGCGAGUCUGAGUUCUACGCACUCGGCUCGUUCGCAGCACGGGGAUUGCAGAUGAAGUUUGUCCUGGACGAGGUCGGGAUCGAGGUUCGCCUGGUGGUGGCCUCGGACAGCGCGGCCGCGCGUGGCAUGGCCCAGCGGCGCGGAGUUGGCAAGGUCCGCCACUUGGAGCUGCGCUACCUCUGGAUGCAAGAGCGGAUCCGACUCCAGAUGUUCGAGCUUGUGAAGGAGGACGCGCGCAAGAUGGUGGCGGACAUCCUGACGAAGUAUGUGGACAAGGACAGCACGGCGACGCACCUACACGAGCUGAGCUUGAGGAUGACGGGCGCAGCCAUGGUGGCGUCGACCCCGCCGGCGAUCCCCGGCGCGAGGGCGGCCGAGGACCAGUGUGAGAUGGGCUAUGAGGGCGAGAAGUUUGAGGCAGUGCAGUCGGGGGUUUCCCCAUGGCUGCUGGUGAGUUUGGUCGUGGUGCUGUGUAGUAUCGCGCACCUCUGCGGCUGGUACGUGGGCAGGCACAAAGUGGUCGCCCAGACGGCCGAGGAGGACCCAAGAGCGGCGCUGAUUGGCGAGAGGCACAGGCACCACGAGGAGUAUGCCGAGUCCAAGCAGCAGCAGAGCAUGCAGGCUGGAUGGAGGCUCGAAGAACGGAAGUCCAUCAUGCGGGAGGUUCAGCGCCUGUACGAGGUCUACACCGUCGGCGAGCUGCGGGAGCUGCCAGUCGAGCGCGGCCCGCUGCUCAAGGACGGCUACACAAGAGAGGGGGAGCUCGUUGAGAGCGCUGGGAGGAGCAGCCCGACGGAGAUGCAAGUGAUCACCCAGCUGACGACAGAGUGGAAGGACCACGGGAUCGACGCGAGAUAG